CAGAGCUUCACCUGUGUGGCUUCUUGUGAGCAAUGAGCUAAGAGAAUCAAAACACGUUUACCACCAUUAUCCUUACCAUGAAGGUAGCAGGGGUCUUCGUGGCCCUGGCACUUUUCAGCCACUUUGAAGAUGUUGCCAGUCAAAUGAGAUACCAGGAGGGCAUGUGCCGUGAAUUCCAACCAUUCUUAGAGGAUGGGAAUUUAUACUGCAACAGAGACAUAGACCCUGUUUUCGGUCCUGAUGGCAGGAGACAUAUGAACAAGUGUGUCAUGUGCCGUGAAGUCUUACAAUUUCCUAGUUCCAUCUCUAUGGCAGAAACCCCCUGGCAGAGGCAAACACUGCAACUUAUAACCCCCAGAACAGAGAGGAGAAUGAGAGCAAUUGCUGGUAAGGAUUGGCCCAAAAAUCCUUCUUCAGCAAAGGAUGACGACUGCAGUGAAUAUUGGCCUUAUUUCAGAGAUGGGUCAUUUUCUUGCACCAGAGAGAAUAAUCCAGUUCGCGAUGCUUCUGGCAAGCAGCAUAGCAAUAAAUGCACAAUGUGUCUACAGAAGUUCAAAAAUGGAGGUACAAUGAAUUCUGUUGGAAAGGAACAACCACAAAAUGGAAAAAACGAGAGGAAUGAUGGAUGUGAUGAAUAUCGAUCAGAGAUGGGACCCAGUGGAGAACUCACUUGCACCCGUGAGAAUGCUCCAGUGCGGGAUGCAACUGGCUACACAUACAACAACAAGUGUAUCAUGUGCUCAGAGAAAUUCAAAAAAGAAGUCCGAGAAGGCAGGAUCGUUGGAGGAGGAAGAGGAGGCGGUGGUGGUGCCGUGGGUACUUAUGCGAACAAAAUCGCUCAAGGGAAUUUCAACCCAGGGAACAGCAAUGAGAAAAACUGCAAUCCAUAUGGAAAAAAUGAUGUAAAUAAUCCUUGCCCCGCAGAGUAUCAGAUUGCAUCGGGGGAUUACAGAUCAUAUACCAAUUGUGGAGGGACAGGACAGUCAUCAUACUACAAUGAAAAUUGUAGGAAAGGGCCCUUCCGCAAUAGGCAGAAGAAAAUUGCUGUUGUGGACAAGAAGCCCACCCCAGGACCUUCAGGUGAAGGGCAGCCCACGCCAGGACCUUCAGGUGAAGGGCAGCUGGACUGUGAUCAAAUUCUAGCUGAUAUAAAGAAGGAAGCGACUUCGUGCAAUGCUCUGUGGUCUCCUGUUUGUGGCACUGAUGAGAAAACAUAUAGCAAUAAAUGUUUCCUGUGUUCCGCAAUUGUGAAAGCUGAAGAUACCCUUACACUAAAGAAUGAAGGUGAAUGUCAAGCUGGUCAUGUAAAGGCUGACUGCAGUCAAUACCCCCAAACCAGAGGGAAAGUCCUUUGCAAGAGGAGAAGCCAGGAGGUGUGUGGAACAGAUGGCGAGACAUACGGCAGUGAGUGCAUGCUCUGUGACAGAAUCCUAAAAACGAAAUCUGAAAUUGGUAUAAAAAAUAUUGGACCAUGCUCUAAGAUAUAAAGGCGUUCAGGUUGCCAGAAAGCUUUAGGAAGAAAGCGUGACAAAGAGCAAGUGAUGGAAGAAUUGGCAUUCAGAAUCAAGGAAACUGCUGCAUUCCCAAGUGUUGCAAAACCUGCCUUCAUAUUAUAUUCAAGGAGCCAUCCCAUGUCUAUAGUACAUGGGCAACAACUCUGCACUGCUGUGCAUAGGGACAGGGUGACAGACCUUGAUGACCCAGUCAUCAGACGAUCUCUUCCAUUUGCUUCCUUAUUGAGUUUCAUUCUUCCCUCUUCCAUGGACACUCCAGAACAUUUUCUCACCUCCACCAAUCUCAUUGAGUUUCUUCAAUAAAUAAAUAAAUAAAACCUAA
Messenger RNA from Zootoca vivipara (common lizard), 1836 nucleotides. Its product is annotated as serine protease inhibitor Kazal-type 5. Lineage: Eukaryota; Metazoa; Chordata; Lepidosauria; Squamata; Lacertidae. Gene Ontology annotation, molecular function: protein binding. The record is from RefSeq and is a predicted model, not a curated record.